GGCGCUGGAGACUCCACUCCCGCGGUUAUUUCCCACAUACCCUUCGCUCCUAUCGUAUCGUCACCGCGUCUCCUUCUCGCGCGAAACUCCGCGUCAUGUGUUGUUCCGUAAACAAUCCUCGUGUGCGAGUGUUAAAUUAAGUGUUACCCCCAAGUGAAUGUCAAGUGAACUCGUGAAUAUCCCAGUGAAGCAAUCCCUCUCGUCUCAACCAAAAAUCCCAAGCGUCGUAGCACGAAAAAGGCCAAUUCACAAAGGGAUGCAGGGGUGCGUGCCAUGUUGAGGGCCUGCGACGCGUCCCUUUGUCCCCCAAAAGUCCCUACCCCACCAUCGUUACGGCUGUAAAGCCCCCGAUUUCGGUGAGAGCCCCUAGAAAAAUCCAAAAUGAGUGAUUCAAUUCAGGACAUCGAGAUGUCGGAUAUCUCGGACAUGGUGGAGACACCCCACAGUGGUCCUCACCCCCGUGCCUCACACACCUCGGACAGUAUGGACUCGGGGUAUCUCUCAGUGACCCCUCAGUCAUUUGGCACCCCGAGUACACGAAAUCGUCGCACCUCAGCCCUGACAAAACGUCAUUACUGGCUGCGUUCUGAGCAUUGGCAGCUUGAUCGUCGUCCCAAAUCGAAGCUCAACACCCUGAUAAAUGCCUCAGUGGAUCUCCUGGAGGUCCCGGACUCGUCAAUGCACCUGGACAGUGUCCUGGAGUACAGUACCAUCGAUAACAACCCCACACCCGAGUAUCUCCGUGAUCAGGGCGUCCCGGAGGCUCGUUACAACUUCCGAAAGGGCCUCCAAGAGUACAGGAGCCGAGUAAGAAAGGUCCAGAGGACAUCAGCAGUGACUCCAGCCAGUAUUCCCAUCCUCUCGCCCCCACCAUCACCAGCAAUUCCCUCGGCGUCGUUUGUCGCUUGCGAGCCCUCCGAUGAAAGUGACGAGAAAUUCGUCAGGACAGCUCAGAGCACACCCUACGAUACCAGGGUGACUCUUCCAUCGGUCGAGAUAACAUUUUCACCGAGAACCAGCAAGAGCCCGGUGGAGGGAUUGACAAGUGUCGAGAGAAAAGAGUUCAGCAAUCUGAGUCUUGGAAGUGCUGAUAUUAAACCGAAGAGACUGGACUUCAGUCAGAGAACCUACGGUGGGUACAGAACUAGAUCGAUUCCUGAUGUCACUGGUAAGGACACUGUUGAUAUUCUUCAUCUGCUCGGGGAGAAGAGCAAUCACUUGGAGAUUGUGUCGAAAAUACUUGGAUAUCUCAGGGCUGAGGAUCUUUGUGCUGUUAGCAUGGUGUCCAAAACGUGGAGGAACAUUUGUGAAAAGGAUAUCGUGGCUAAUAUGAGGAGGAUAACUCAUGUUUGUGUUAGACAAAGCACCAAGGAGAAUCUCAGGAAGUCCAGGAAGGCUAAGGAGAACAGCAUUCAGGAGAGUCCCAAGAGCAGGUUCACCAGGGGAUAUCUUGUCAAUGUGCAGAAUCUUUUGCAAACCCCUAAGAGGGGAACACCACGUAGUCCACCAGUUUCUCCCAGCAAAAUAAAAUGGAACUCGUAUGUCAAGGCAAGUCGGAGGCUCGCCCCAUCGGAUCGUCUCUUCUCCUGUCCCAAAUGUAACUUCGCCUGUCCCGUCAACACCGAGAAGAACGUGGGAACAUGCACCCGCCAGGGCUGCAGUAUAGAAUUUUGUACACACUGUUUAUCAACUCCCCACACAGGUCUGUGUAAGACUCCCCUUCUGGCAACGCCAACCAAACGAAAAACACCACCGCUCAUCGUGGGCUCCAAACAGAGCAAGAGGAACCUCAGGCGUUUAUGAAAUACGAGGAUCAGCUUCAUUCUGUACAGCUACACGUGACAGCGAUCAUUCCACUCAAGACCCGGGGGAUGAAACUCAAUUCUAAAAUAUUUAUUCAAUACUUGAAAGGGCUUUCGUGGAUUUGCCAUUGUCUUGUGAUGUUUUUUUUGGAAUUUGGGACCGUUGGGCUGCUGGUUUGAAGGCCAAUGUCCCCAUUUUCAAUAGCAAAAAAAUGCUCUCUCGGUGCAUCAGCCGGCAUCUGGGGAACGUCUGGCCAGACGAGUUUUUUCGACAACUCUCCCUCCACCACUGCAUCAUUUCGGCAGCCUGCAAUUACUGGGAUCCCUUCGAAUAAAACGAGUUUCACCCUGGAGUUGUAGAACAUACCAAGCCCUCUUUGCCUUGCCAACUCGAACAUCUUCGCGAGGAUGAAAAUUCCUGGAGUAUCGCGAGCUUCAGAAUGCAUGAGGAACCUUUUCAGGAUAAUCUUGUGGGCGAAGAAAGUCAAUAUUUCAACCCAUUACUUCAUACAUUUUUCAAUCUUCUGCUGAGUGUCAUUAAUUGCAAGUGCAAAAACUAAUUAAUGAAUUCUCAAGUGGUUCAUUUGGAAUUCAUUUUCGUGGAUAUUUUACAAGCAAUUUUUGAUUUUUGGCACGUGAUGUCUGAAUGGAUUAAACAUUUUUUAAUUUGUUCUUAGCGGUUGAAGACCUUGUAAAGCCCUUGAAGGGAUUCCUCAGCUAAUUUUUGGAGAGGCAAUAGCUCCGAAAUUCAUUUUCCGAAAGAACGUUUUUUCAAGACAAUUUUUGGAUUAAUUAAAGAGGUGAGAGAAUUUUUGAGGGAUUAAGACUCUCAGGGAAUACUCGAGACCAAUUUGCCACAGAUACCUAGUCCCUGUGUCUAGUAUUAUUGGGCUGUCAGAAAGUUAAGAAAUGGUUAGGUUUAGUUAGAAAUAACUUGGUAACAAUCUUUUACGAUUGCCAUAGGAUGAUUGACCCCGGUGUGUACGAUUUUUAUAAGUUUUAAGGGAAAUUUAUGAGAGACGUCGCGAGUGUUAUUUAUUGGAAGUUUUCUUGGAGAAAAAUGAGUUCAGAAAUCGGCAGGAAAAGUAACAUUUUUAUAUCCGAAUUGAUCUCGUCAAAUUAUCAUCAAAUAGUAUUGGCAAAUAAAAUUGUAAAUCGAUCAUUUCUCGAUUUCCUCUUCAUCAUCAAAACUACUGAAAAAAAUAAAAAGAGUAUCUUAAUUGAUACGUAAUCAAUUCAGUAAUUCAUUGAAUGAAUAAACCAUGAAAUUCUCGCCUAUUGUUUUUUAAUAAAACAAUUUAAAAGGUUCUUGAUUGCUCCAACAGAAAUUGUGAUACAUCUUAGAUCAUGAAGAGUGAAAAACAAUCGGGAGACGUUCGAGAUAAUCCAUCCGGGCGUUAACUCAUCACCUUUCAUCACUUCCUGUUGAUAUCUUCGAUGAAUAAUCUUAGGAGAAAAAAUAUAAUUGAGUCACUCCAGCUCAUUCUUCUCCAAGAAAAAGAGAAUAAUUUUUUUAAAUAAUUCAGGGAUAGCCUCAGUACAUCAUAUGAAUAUUUGUAAUGCGAAUUCUGGAAGCCUUUUCGCUAAUUUCGUGCCAUUCCAUAUCAUGCCAUAUUCCCCAAGCCCUUCACUGUCUCCUUCAAUCGGGGAAAUAAUCGACAAACGGUGACAUUUGAUUUCAAAAUGGGAAAAGCAUUUUCACGUUUUCCUAUUUUUUUUUUCUCCACUUUAUUUUCCCAUUUUGUUUCACGCGCUCGUUAAGAAUUAUCUCGAUGGUUUAAUCUGUCGAUUGUACAACAGCGUUCGUAGUUGAAGGAAGAAUUUUUUGGGGCAAGGGCGGUUGGGGGGGGGGAGGGGGGCGUUCAGCCCAUGUUUGAGACAAAAAAGGGAAGAUAAGGAACUUAUUCGGAGUUUCGGGAUCUCGUACGCCUGCCUCUUCCCCUUUUUUUUGCUCUUUAUUAUUAUUAUUUUUUUAUACCCUGGGACCGCUGUUCGCCCUGGCUAUUCACUUGUGGCGGCGCCCCCUCCCUCUCGUGUACCUUUCGCACAAAACAAUGGGCUCCGAGGAGUAGAGAAUGGGGAGAAACGUCGAAGGGCUUGCCCUCGAACAAUGGCGUUUUCGUUCCUCCGAAUCUUUAUUCUGGAGCUUGAACUGUUUUUCUUUGUUGUUUAUUUGUUGGGGGGGGGGGGGAGGGGUCUGCCAGGGAACUCGUCGAUAAACAAAUAAUGGAGAUGAGUGAAUAAAUUGAUAUGGCAAAAUUAAAAGCUGGGGGGGGGGGAGAGUUUAAGGGAUUUCUUUCACGUUGUCAGUGAUUUAAACUUUUUUUAUUCUGAUUUUUAAAUGGAUUAUCGCAUUUUUAUUGCUCUCUAUUUUUUCAUUCUGAAGUCGGUAUAUUGUAAUGUAUUUUUGAUUUGUUCCUCGGGACACAGGAUAAAUAAAAUGAAAAAUUUCGAGUGGACGGAUGAAAAUAAAAAAUGUAAUUAGAUAAUUUCAACUGCGAAAGCGCAAAAGUUUUGUCACACUGUUGUUUAAUGUACAUCGCUCAACUACUUAAUCAAAUGAUUUUAUUUUUUUUACUAUAAAUGUGUCAUGAAACUAGAUGUAAGAAUCUCAAAACCAAAUCACUGUGGCUAGUAUUUUUGACUCUCUGUGUAAUCGAGAGUUUUAUAAGUUGUUGAGGUACUCAAUGUUCUGCAUAAUUAAUUUAUUGAGUGAUUUGUUUUGUUAUUCUGUCGGUGAGUGUGAAAAUCAAGUAUUUCCGGAACAUGGAGGUGCGUUAUUCGAAUAGAAAUUGAGAGUUUCAGUGAGGAAAUUGUGAAAUUUGUUAAUUUUUUUGGAGCGAUUUCAGUAAUGAAGAAGUAAACUGAAGUUUUUGAGAAAUAUCUUCGAAUCUGAGAGAUAUAGUGAAAUUUUUGGUGCUGAUUAGUGAAUUUAGUUGAAGAUAUUCAGUCUUUUCAUCGCUUUGUAACGAUUUUGAAAAGUUUUUCAUGCCAUCAUUUGAUUGACGAGGAAAAUAACUAAUUUCACUGAUUCGCCACUGAUUCUCCGGUCACUUGUACACGAGGAUUCCGUAAUUUCUUAAAUGUUUAUUCCAGUAAAUAAAAAACAGUUCGUAGUCCAGUUUAUAGGGUAUAAAAAUUUUGUCGUAUUUGUAAUGUUUCUGAUAAAUAUUCAAAAUUUAUAUAUUUUUUUGUAAAAACGAUUCAAGUGCCUCUGGAAGUGUAUUUUAAUAUUUAAAACUCUAUUAGAUAAUAAUGAAAAAACACGAGAAAAUUAUUACGAAGUGAGAUGUAUAUUUUUAAAUCCGUUGAAACGAAAGUUUGUAAAUUUUAAUUGUCGAGACAUUGAGUGGCUUCAACGGAAAGAAAACUUGCUAAUUCAAUUAGUAUUAAUUUGAUGUGGAAAUGAGGGAACAAAAUUGCUCAUACGAUAAUUUAAUGAGAUUGUUAUUGGGGAAUACUUUGCUCAAUAAAAAACAAUAAACAAAAUUAAUGAAUGCCAUGAAUUGAAGUUGAAGGUAACAGCUGAACAAUUGAUUAUAAAUUAAGAGUAACACUGGGCUCUCUGUACGUUGCCAAUUGAUUUGACUUUGAAAGUCAUCAGUUGAGGGUAAAAAAUUACUUUCAUGACUUGUCAUGAACUCUCCAAUGAAUCCAUAAAAUUUUUAAUUGAAGACAGGAUUAAAUUUUAAUUAUUCAAAUUAAGCAAUUCCAGGAAAUGAACAAUUCCAUUGUUACAUGAAGAAAUGAAAUACUCAGGUGUGAACAGUUGUUAAAACGAUAUCCACAAUCACUAAUUUAUGAUGAGAAGUUAGUAUUAGUUAGUUAAUUAAAUGAAAAGACACAAGGUGAUACCAAAUACAAGGCAUGCAAAUUGUUGAUGCAAUAAUUUAAGGAGAGAAUUAUCAUAUUCGUGUGUGUUUUUCAAUUAUUUAAGAUAUUUAAGGUUAAUUGUUCAUUGAGAGAAGGGAAAGGGAGAUUGUACGUGAACUUUGAUACACAUUUGUGGGAGAGGAGUAAUUAACGUUGUGAAAAUCUCAAGGAUGUGUUCCAAUUUCAAUCAAAAAUAGAACAUUUUUUAUAAAAA
Molecule: messenger RNA, 5889 nt
Organism: Diachasmimorpha longicaudata
Lineage: Eukaryota; Metazoa; Arthropoda; Insecta; Hymenoptera; Braconidae
Exons: 2
Coding region: 382-1803 (473 amino acids)
Biological process (GO): regulation of mitotic nuclear division; negative regulation of meiotic nuclear division
Cellular component (GO): nucleus
Molecular function (GO): protein binding
Source: RefSeq, a predicted model, not a curated record